UUGGUUCUAACGGUCCACCUGCAGACCAAGCGACUUGUCUGUUUAACCUGCUUUCCACAGCAAUCCACUCUGUUCACUGGCAGAGACAAUUUUCUUUAAAGAUCAUGCAGUGGACUAGGAGAGUUCCCCACUGUCAGAUGAGGGGACCAUGGAUGCUGUUAAUCUGCAGUGUGGAGUUGAACUGGAAUGUGUCUGGGUGUUUGGGCCAAACUGUCCCGACACGUUACAGCACCAGCAGAGCGCAGAGCCAGGCUACCUGACUGAAGGAGGAGGAUCUGGUCUCCUCUGGAUCUUUAAUUGUCCCGCUUCUUCUUCUUCCUGUCCUGGACUUUGACUGAACAGCUGAGAUGAAUCACAGCAAGGUCGAAUAUGCGCCUUUUGAAUAUUCCUACUAUGAUUAUUCAGACUGGUACUCGGAAAACGCAGAGCCAACCAAACCACCCAAAGAAGUUAUUUUACCAUGUGACCCCACAGCGGAUGAAAAGCUCUACCACAUAUGUAUGCUCUCCAUAUCUCUGGUGGUUAUGUUGAUCCUGGCAGUUCUCAGCAGGAAAAACAAACUCUGCCAAGGAUUUACCAGAGGAUCCUCCAGUAUCUUCAGUCCAGCCAACUUCCUGGACCAGACUCAGCAGAAAGGACUAGUCAUGGCGGUGUUUGGACUGGUGUUCAGCAAGCUGGCAAUGCUGGUGAUCGCCCCGGACCCGCUGCCUUUCUCCAAAGAUACUCCAGCUGAGAUUAAAGAGUACAUGAAGAUAAUCGCCAUCUUCUACUACCCCAUCCUGUUUUAUCCUCUGCUGGCCUGUUGCACUCUGCAGCACAAAGUGGGUUAUGUGUUCGGGUCGCUGCUCUCCUUCAGUCACUUCGGGGUCCUGGUGUGGCAGAAGUUUGACUGUCCGAAGACUCCAGAGAUCUAUAAAUACUACGCUCUGCUGGCCAGUCUGCCUCAGCUGGCCUGCCUCGCGUAUCUCUGUGUCCAGUUCUUUCUGCUGUUUCUCAAAGGCCCGAAGAACGACGAGGACCUCGACAGCAGCUACUACUCUGACUAUGUGAAGUUACUGCUCAAGAAAAAGUCCUCAGCUGCCAGCUCUACAUCUACAGAUAAACCAACGCUAGUAGAGAGAAUACUGGAGGUGCCUAAGAGUUAUAUUUAUAUACCAGCAAAAGUGUUUCGUUUUCCACUCAAAUUGGCUGUGACAGCAUUUGUUGCCCUCGUGGCGAUAUAUCAUACGGCGUUGUUGUUGGUGGUCCUGGUGGUUCCCACUCUCCAUAUUGUCCGAGCCGGUAUCGAUGAGAACAUCGCCUUCCUGUUGCUGGGUUUUGGGAUCGUCCUAUCAGACGACAGGAUGGAGGUUGUCAAAAUUGUGACCUUCUAUACUUGGCUGCUGGAAGUGUGCUACCUCUGUGCGAUGACCCUGUCCUGUCUGGUCAGUCUCAUCAUGCUCAUGAGGUCCAUGAUACUUCAUAGGUCAAACCUGAAAGGGCUGUAUAAAGGAGACAUUUACAGCAUUUAUAACAGCCAGAAGACGAUCCGUCCAUCUAAACCUGGAAUCGUCUGCUGGAUGGGUUUGACAGGGUACCAGGCUGCGAUCAUCUGCCUCGGAAUGGCGAUUCAGACGGUCGUGUUUUUCAUCUGCUUCGUGUUUUUCGUCUUUAUGAUCAUCAUCCCUGUUUUUUACGGUCGUAAUAUCAUCGUCUUUGAAGUCGCGGGGAAGGCAUGGCCGGGCUGGGUCACACUGCUCCUCGUCACGGCACUCCAACAUGUGACCGCUAAGUUUGCUUUCAUUAAAAAAGAAGCUGGAACAAGAGACUUGAACAACAGAGAGAGUCUGUUCCUCCUGACCUACCUGCUGUUCCUCAUCAACACUGUGGUUGGACUGGUGGUCGGAAUAUGGAGAAUGGUGAUAACGGCUCUGUACAACAUCGUCCAUCUGGGUCGCAUCGACAUCAGUCUGCUGCACCGCACCGCAGAGUCCUGGGACCCAGCCUACCGAUACUACGUCCACUCCCUGAAGGUGGAGGUCAGCCAGGCUCACCCGGUGCUGAAGGCGUUCUGCGGGCUGCUGCUGGACAUGAUGGUGGAGGGCGGCAGAGUCGGACAGAAAAUAAGAGACGCAGAGGAAGGGAUUCAGGAGAACAGGCCGAACAAGGCGACCAGCCGGCAGAGGAUCCGCUGUCGCUGGCAGCUGCUGUACACGCUGGUCAACAACCCGUCCCUGCUGGGCUCCAGGAAGCACUUCCAGACGCUGCAGACCUCGGAGAGCGUCCUGAAUGGGACGCCCAACCGCAGCUCCAAGAUCAGCAGCAAGAAGGAAUCCAUCAAAUCAGACGCCGAGCCGAUCCCGUCCACUGAGACCCCGACAAACCAAGACAAAACCGAUUAAAAUUCUUCAUCUGUCAAGUGUGGUUGGCAGUAUACUCCAAACAAAAUCAUAUCUAGCCAGUUUCCUAUAGAUCAGGGGGGUCAAACUGAUCCAUGAAAGAUCGGCUGUUGGUUUUUUG
This is a messenger RNA of Centropristis striata (black sea bass), 2499 nucleotides long. Its product is annotated as receptor for retinol uptake stra6-like. The transcript is spliced from 19 exons. Gene Ontology annotation, biological process: vitamin A import into cell. Bases 348 to 2381 code for a protein of 677 amino acids. The record is from RefSeq and is a predicted model, not a curated record. Gene Ontology annotation, cellular component: plasma membrane. Gene Ontology annotation, molecular function: retinol transmembrane transporter activity; signaling receptor activity. NCBI's taxonomy places the organism in Eukaryota, Metazoa, Chordata, Actinopteri, Perciformes, Serranidae.